Molecule: messenger RNA, 1984 nt
Organism: Moneuplotes crassus
Lineage: Eukaryota; Ciliophora; Spirotrichea; Euplotida; Euplotidae
Source: the annotation of a GenBank genome assembly
AUGGAAAGUAACCCAGGCACGAAUCUAGGAGAAAUUAUGGCUGUAUCAGAAGCAGAAGGUAAAAGCAUACCAUUAUUAACAACUCUCUCCCUUGCAAUAAAGGUCCUUCCUUAUUUUGGAUAUGCCGAUCAAUGCAAAACUCUAAUGACACAGCUCAGGUCGGAGUCCAGACAGCUCUGGCUUUCUAAUGAAGACCAGUGGCUCAAGCCUUUCACUAAUGACAAGGAGGAAGAAGUAUUCCAUAUGAAGAAGAGGAUUUUACUGAUCAAGAAUUUUAAAGGCCCUUCAAGUUCUGGUGAUAAAGCUAUUUCUUAUUAUUCACAAAUCAUGAAUCUGGCACAUUCAGGGGCUUAUAAGCUAUAUUCUUUUAACUUUUGGUUUGAUGAUGAGGAUCUCCUAGGUAUUGAAACUAUUGCAGAUUUCUGACAAAAAGUGGAUUUAGAUUUGUUAAAAGUUAAAAAGAUAAAUGUUUUUGUUUGCAUAAACACAAUUCCUGAGUUUGAAUGGCUUUUAACAAUUUCUAGAGCUCUUAAGAUCGAAGUGAGAGAGUAUAAAGUUGAUAAAGCAACUUAUUAUAAAUUUAAGUACCCACCUUUUUGAGUUUCGGAAACACGUUGAGUUGAUAGUACUAAAAACCUUUAUGUUUGCUCAUACGAUUGGGAAUCCCCAAAUAAUCAAAGUGAACAAGAUUUGAUUGGAAAAUUACAAAAUGGUUUCAUUGAUCUUCCUGAACUUGUAGAGUGAUUCAGGAAAUUAUUCGAGAUUACGACCAUGGAAACUUUUUUAAAAGAAAUUAAAAACUCUUCCAUUAAUAUACGACCGUCUCAUGAGAAUAUUGUGAGAGAUAAGGAUUGUAUUCCCCAGCUCUCAGAAAUAUUAGAUAAUCACACAACUAUUGAAGAUUGUCAGAGAGGUUUUGUUCCAACUUUCUGGCUUUACUGUAAAAGGUUAUUUAAAGAUCAGAGUGAGACCAUGCAGCCCAACGAUCUUGAUUUAAUUCCAACUUUAUCAAAUGUGCUAAACAAUAAAGGAUUCCCAAUCCAAUUAGUUUUCCUUAAAACAAUUAACAGAAAGACCAUGAAGUCUUUGAUAGAAGGAGACAAAUGCUUGAUUGGCUACAGCAACUGGACUAUGGAAAUGACCGAUUUCAUGUUAGAAGCCAUGGACGACUGUACGAUUGACAAUAAUUGUAUUGUAUUCGGAUCAAAUAAUAACAAUUUUAAAGCAAAUGUCUACGAAAAAGCGAGUUUUAAUAACCUCGAGGAGCACAAAUCCUCAUCCGAAGACAUAAAGAUCUAUAUCCCUACAGACGAAAUCAAAUCUCUCGGCUGAGAUUUUGGAUCCCUAAGAAAAAUACUCUCUGUAGGUUCAAUUCAGAAACUGUCAGAAUUAAAAAUAAAGAUUUCUCCUAUUGAUCUCAGUAAAGAGUGCACUUGCGAGAUUUUCCAAAACCUGCCUAAAUUCAUAAAAGUCGGAGUAGAAAUCAUUGAUCCUGAGCCUGAAAGUGACCAGCAAGAACAGAACAAUGAAGUAUCCUUUGAAGCUCUUCAGAAUUUGAACUUAAAGAAACUCAAGAUUGGUUAUGAAAUCAGCAACGAGGAUUUGAUACUCUCGUUAAUUUCAUUUCUGGAACAUCAGACUACUCUUAAUGGUACCUCUGUCAAGAUCAGAGCUUCUGAGAUUGAAGAUGUAAACUCAGUCUUUAAGUCCUUACUUGGAGCUAUCUGCGACUUACAUUAUUUAGAUAUUGACAUCUCAGUUUCAGAAGCAACCCCUGAGAUUAUUGAGAUGUCUAAAGAGUUUGCUAAAAGCAACAUUGACAAGAACAUUUCUAUUCGCCUGAAUCCUCCAUCAGAAAGAUCUGACCCAACAGAAAAUCUAGAAAAUACCAAUUCAGACAAUCCUAUAACAAAAUCCCAAGAAUGUUCUGAAACAAUACUGAUAACAGACAAGUUCGCUAAGUUAUGGAACAAAUUAAAAUAAA